AUGUUUGAUGUUCUGCAUUGUGUGAAUAGUAGAAGCUGCAGUUCGCUAUUUAGAUUCAAUAUUAGCUAUUUACACACCUCUGUCUCACUAUUCUCUUCACCAUUUAUAAAACCUCAGAAGAAAAUGGAUCCAGAAAUCGCAAAAUUGAGAGAAGAACGGAAAAGGAAAAAGUUGACAAAAGAAAUUAAAUUAUUAGAAAGUUUCGCGAAAAAACCAAAACCUGUGGAAGAGUUAAUAUUCGAUAAAAAAUACGACUUAAAUAUUGCUGAAAGGAUACGUCCCUCUGUAAAGUUAACUGAAGAUGAAGAAGAUGAGAGGUUUCUUGUAGCAAGAAACUACUGUCGUUAUCAAAAUAUGUUGGCAGUGAUGGAUAUGCGGUGGAUUUCAGAAAGUAUCAAAAAGCAAGAUAGAGCUUUGCAGAAGUUAAAGAAGUUGUCUCCUCAAUUGCAUGAAUCUGCAAUAAAACCCGAUGAAUGCUUUUUAAAAAAUUUUUCAUGCCAAGGACCCACAUUAACACCUCCAAUAAAACGAUACCAACCUCCUGAUGGCCAUUAUAUCGAUGUUACUAAAAAAUGGCUCUGUUAA
Messenger RNA from Thelazia callipaeda (thelaziosis nematode), 585 nucleotides. NCBI's taxonomy places the organism in Eukaryota, Metazoa, Nematoda, Chromadorea, Rhabditida, Thelaziidae. The record is from the annotation of a GenBank genome assembly.